CGUACGUACUCUUUGUACCACAUUUUGAUAACUACAAAAUUUAAAAACACGUGAAAUUUCACGUGUAAACAUCAAAAAAACUAUAUUUAAAGCUAGUAGCUUUAUUAGCUAUUGGUCUAAUUGUCUUUAAGUCUCACUAUCUAAAUAAUUAUUAAAAAAUGCCGAAAUCAAAACGAGAUAAAAAAGUUUCACUAACCAAAACAAACAAGAAAGGACUCGUUCUUAAACAGAAAAUAAUCGAAGAAAUUCGUAAUUCACUAUCAAAAUAUGAACACAUUUUUCUGUUUACGGUGGACAAUAUGCGUAAUACUAAACUGAAAGACUUGCGAAGCGAAUGGAAGGAUUCAAGAUUUUUUUUUGGAAAAAACAAAGUUAUGGCAGUUGCAUUGGGCAGGACGAAAAGCGAUGAAAUUGAAGAUCAAUUAAAUUUGUUAUCAAAAAAAUUAAAGGGCCAGUGUGGCUUACUCAUGACUAACAGAAAUGUCGGGGAUGUACUUCAGUGGUUUAAAACCUACAGAGCAGCGGAGUAUGCCAGAGCUGGUUUCAUUGCAACACAAGAUGUAAUACUACCAGAGGGGCCACUUGAAAACUUUUCACACACAAUAGAACCACAUUUACGUAGGUUAGGACUUCCUACGUCUUUGGAGAAAGGUGUCAUCACACUCAUCAAAGAAUAUCAGAUUUGUAAAAAAGGUGUAGCAUUAACACCAGAACAGGCAAGUAUAUUGAAACUUCUCGGCAACCAAAUGGCUAAGUUUAAGCUUGAAAUCAAAUGCCAUUGGACCAAAGGCAAAGGAUUUCAUAAAGAUGUUGAUGUGCUGAGUGAUCAGGAGAGUGACAAAGACAGUGAUAAUGAAGAUGAUAAUGUACUCCAAGAUGAAGAAAUGGAAGAAGAUGAAACAUGAUACAAUAUGUUAAUAAAUAUUUUUAAGUUUAAUUAAAUUUGAGGUUUUUUAUUA
Papilio polytes (common Mormon) is the source of this 959-nucleotide messenger RNA. RefSeq names its product mRNA turnover protein 4 homolog (gene RpLP0-like). Gene Ontology annotation, biological process: ribosomal large subunit biogenesis; rRNA processing; ribosomal large subunit assembly. Bases 159 to 905 code for a protein of 248 amino acids. The transcript has 4 exons. Gene Ontology annotation, molecular function: RNA binding. Lineage: Eukaryota; Metazoa; Arthropoda; Insecta; Lepidoptera; Papilionidae. The record is from RefSeq and is a predicted model, not a curated record. Gene Ontology annotation, cellular component: preribosome, large subunit precursor; nucleolus.